Messenger RNA from Dermacentor andersoni, 8343 nucleotides. RefSeq lists its product as uncharacterized. The record is from RefSeq and is a predicted model, not a curated record. Gene Ontology annotation, molecular function: DNA binding; protein binding. Lineage: Eukaryota; Metazoa; Arthropoda; Arachnida; Ixodida; Ixodidae.
CGGACAGCUAAUGAAGUGUGCUUAGCAUGGUGGACACUUAGCAGGGUGGGCACUGAUUUUGCGGCAUGCACAUCGCGUGCCCGUUUGUUUCCACCGUGCUUGUGCGUUUGGUGAGGCCGCUCGGCGCGGGUAUCGCGAAUGGUAUCGCUCGCGCGUCUUGCGCAGCGCCGUUCGCGCGAAUGCUUGGCUCAGUUGGUCGCGUGAUGUCGAAACAUGUCACCGCAUUGAACGUACACGCCGCGCCGCACGCUCGUUCAAAGAGCUGUUUUUGUCUUGCACAAACAGCCCCCUUUCGUCAAGCCGUGCUGUCUUGUUAAAGAAUGCGAUACCUUAUUGGCUCGCUUUGCCACAAUGUCCCGUGUUUGCCUGUGUGUAUUUUAACAUUUCACAAAUAUUUAUUUGGAACAAAAAGAAUGAGGUGUUUGAGGACGUAACGCGGUUGCCGACUCUAGCGGUGGUCGCGUAUACUACACUAUGAUAUGCUGCGCUGUGCGCCCCGUCGCCAUAUUUGUCAAUGUCAUUACGCGAGAAAACGAAGCGCGAACCAAAGUUGAGCGUAGAAUUUGGUGACGUUGACAUGUCUGUUACAAUCGCAGCGUUCCCGUGUCAGACGUGUGCUUAAAUCUGUCAAUUAUGUUUCUAAUGCAGUAUAAUCGCCAGGAGCAGCAGGCAAAGUAGUGGCAAUGUGAAAACAGCGCUUUUUCAGUGCACUGGCAAGCUUGGUGCAGGUUUUGACUGGAAUUCAGUCGAGCAUCCUGAAUGAUGGGACGGCCGUCGGGGACCAGCACAGAUUCUGGCCGGUCAUUGUCAGGUGGUCCUGACCCCAAGCAACGUAAGAAGGGACCAACCUUUUGCUUGGAGCAUCUCAAGCCAUUUGAGCAUGGCUUCUGGAGGGAGGUUGUGAUGCGGGCCAUCAACUCUGCUGUGGGGCCUGGACAGGACAAUGGCCGUCCAAUGGCCGACGUCUACUAUCACACAAGCAGCGGGCUCAAACUGAGAUCAAGACCUGAAGUUGCAGCGUACUUGGCGAGCAAUCGUGGGAUACCCCUGACAGUUGACCACUUCACCUUUGUUCGUUUGCCCAUCCACAAGCCGCCACACGAAAUUGUGCGGAAGGCAACACUUCGUGGCACUCCACUGCCUGCACCUGCUGACACUGCACCAACUGAGGGGAUUGGUGGCCCACCACGUGAGCGAGAACAACGCCAUGCGAGCGACGACACCACAACUGGGCGUCGGAUGACACGCAAGCGCCUGUGCUGCUGUGAGGAUCAGCAUAGUAGCUGCAAGCAGUUGCGUUCACCAGGGAAGACCCGCAGCCAGCUGCGACACAAAUUCAGUCAUGACCACGUCCACUUGGCUACUAAGACAAGGCUGGCCCACAAGGGUUUGCGGACACAACAUGGACCCCACAAAGGCACCGCCAAGCGUUUCGAUUACAUAGUCAAGUACAAAGCUCACAGUUUGCUAUCAGCUGUGCCUAAGACACCUUUACGACAGAAGUCCUCUGCAAGUGAGGCUUCCGGUCUUAAGUCUACACCCAGAAAUUUGGCUUUGCCAAGUGUAGGCACACAGUCUGGUGAUGCCACAAAGGAUUUGAAACGAGGUUCCCAGUCUCUAUUUGGAAAGCAGAGGUGUUCACAGAAGCGGUCCCCAUCUAGCAAGGACAAAUACAGUCUACCAAGUGUGUCUUGGUCACCGAGAGAAGAAGGCACUUUAGGAUGUGACGCUGUGAAUGAAUUGCAAGAGGCUGCCACUUUGGCAGAGACGACGACAACAAGCUACAUAUCUUCCGAGCCACGGUCGUUGAGAGAGUUCCGGACGUCCAAACAAUCGCAGGAAACACUAGAUAGCCAAGAAGGAAGCGUGCCAAAUUCUGAUGCAUGCAGUCAUGCAUUUAUGAGCAUAGGUUCGAAGCAUCCAGUUGUGUUAGUGAAGGACUUCCUUAAGGGACUUCCCAGUGCUUCAUUGCGAGCAGACAUGGGCAAAAAGACAUCAGCAGAGGAGACCACCGUGGCUCUUGUCACACCCAAUGUGCGCAGGGAUUACUGGCAGAAUACGGCCGCCUGGGACAUAUACAAGCUUCUACAGGCGAGACAGAAUGGUGUGAUGCUUGCUGUCACGGAAGCUCAGGGCCAAGAGCAGAGUGAGGCGAUGCCAUGGGGGGUGACAGCCGGUUGCAAUCCUGCAUCCACAGAAGAGCCAUUUACAUUCAAUGACGAUGCAUCAGUGGAGAAAGCCAGCUGCAGCCUUCAUCAUCUUGCUCACCGCUUGGCCCAUCCAAGUGUCGCACAGAGCAAAUCUCCGGCAAUUGUUGCAGCCAGUUCUGUGCAAAGGUCGUGUGAGCCAUGCAGUCUCGGGUGCCCCAGGGCACAGGGCCAGACACCGCAGCUGCUGUGCACACGCUGCCUGUGCUUGUUCCAUGCAGUGUGUGCUGAAAGGACGAGCAGCCAUCCAGCCGCUGCCAAGGGGCGCUUCAUCUGCAAGGCUUGCAUCAAAAAGCCUUAUAAGACUGCAAGAACAUUGGAAAGCACGAAAGCAAUCUCAGAAUUAGAAAAUGCCACUGCAAGUUGCAACAGCACCAGUUCUAAGCCUGAAAUUACAUGGGUCCAAGUUUUGAAAGAACCUGCCACGAAAACCAUAACGAAACCUCUCCAGCCCAGCCUCACUAGCGAUUCCACAGCCACCAUGCGCAAGCAGUGUCCCAGUUUUUCAAUCACAUCAAUAGUGACUUGCACAACACCUUCCUCUUCGAGUUGUACAGCAGCCAACAAUAUGCCUGCCACGUCAAGCUCAAGCAGCACCAUCUCUGUGCCAGUAAUUCACGUCGUGGCAAGUGGCGGCACCUCAAAGCCAACAUCGAUGGCGAGUCCCUUUACAGGAGGUGCACAGGUAUCAUACAGACCGGCGGCACAGGUGGCUCCACGUCCUCGCCUGCCACUCCUGCUUCCCGCACCACCACGACCGGGCUCGACAGUGGCUGCAGGCAAUGCAAGAGCACCCAAGAUGCCCACACUGCGAUUCCAGUCCAUGAGUCCACAGAACCUGACGGUGGUACCGAGUCUCUACUGCACAAUCCAAUUGACUCAGAAUUCUGGCAACAUGAGUGACACACAGCUGAAAUCGCUUGUCAGUCAUCUGGUCCAGAAGCGUGCCGAGGAGCUGCAGAAAAUGGGCAGUGGGCAAACCAUUGUGCUCCAGGCACCGCUAAUCCCGCCGUCAGUACAGGCAUCGAAUACCGUGCAGUUACCCAGCUUGCCCUCCCAGGUGACAGCCAAACAGCGACUGGUCUUGAGCUUGCCAGAGACGGUCACCACGAGUGUUCAAGCAACAACAGUGCCGCUCACAUCUGUGCUGCCGGUGCCUUUGAACACUGCAGCAAGAGAGGCAGUUGGGUCAGAGCCAAUUCCCACAGAUUUGGUACUGGCGGUGCUCGAAGAUUGUGACCCAGCACCAGUGACCCCAGUUCAGCAUAGUGUUAUGACGAGGAGCUUGCUUCGCACCGGUCCAAAGAUUGCAAGUGUCACAAGCUUGGCUGUUGGGGCUGGGGAACAACAAGAGUCAUUGCAGGAAACCAUGUGCACUGACCCAACUUUGGUGCCAGCUUCUGCUGAGCUUGGAGUUGUGACACCAAUUGCAACACAAGUGGUUGCACGCGAAGUAGCCAGUGUUCCUGUUUUGAGUUAUGCAAGCAGACAGUGCACAGUCAUUUCUGGCAUGCCCAAAAUGGAUACUGCAAGAGCAAUUGCACCAAAAUUGGAACCAGGUGCAGUGCACUUGCCCCUUGAAGCAAGGAGAGCAAGCACGCCUGAAGCUGCUGAGGCCACCAAACUGAAUGCGGUGUACAUGGCUCCGCCAGGUCAUGAAGCAAGUACAAGUAUUGAAGGCGCAUCGCGAGUCAUCACUGCUGAGGAAGAAGAGGUCAUCUAUGGACUCGACACCCUGCCUGUUGAGCCACAACCUUCAAUCAUCAUCACUUCAUCGUAUUCACUGGCUUGUGGACCGACGGUGCAGGACAGUGACCCUUCAAGUGUGUCACACACAGAGUAUAGUGGUGGACACAAAACAGUGAGGAAAGGUCUCAGCAAUGCAGCCAAAGCAGAUAAGCCUUCCGAUGACGGAACAUCCACCUUCUGGUGCAUGGACAGCAACAUCUCAAAAGCACAAAUAGAAGUCAUCCACGAGGUACUAGACGUGCAGCGGCAAACUUCGUGUGACCGGACUGAAGUGCCAUCAGAAGUGAACCAAACAGUCAACCCUUUGCAACCCCAUUCUCUGUGCUCUUCUGGACACGUUGGAGAUGGAGUCAUUGCAACCGUAAAAUCAGCAGAUACAGAAUGCCAGCAACCAGAAGACAAAGUGCCAGUGAACUGUGCCUUGGUCAGUAGUGUGCCAUGUUCUCCCAAGGCUGUUAAAGUUCGGCGCACCAAAAGCAAACGGCAUCAUUGUGCGCCUUCAAACUCUGAUUUGAGUAGUGUGUCUAUAUGGGUCGAUAGCGGUGGUCAGCUGACCUACGUGCGGGACAGGCCAAGUGUUGUGUCCGGCGCGUUGCAGCUAGAAGGUGCUGUUUCAAGGUCUGCGAGGAGCAUGCAGGACUUGACUGAGGGCUUCACUGUCCUGAAUCACAUCUUCAAGUGGCUUGCAACGCCAUCUCUGUGCAAGGUCGCCCAGGUCUGCCAUGCGUGGAGGAUGGUUACCUCGAUACCUCACUUGUGGAAGCGGGUCGACUUCAGGCAGCUCCAUGUGCACAACUGGGACACGUGCGUGGCCAAGUUAAAGCACAUGCAGACUGAAGAGCUCGUGCUGGAUAAAGAUAGCCUGGACCCUGUGUUGUCUCGCAACGGCCAACUGGAGGCAGUGCAGCUGGUCGUGCUGGAGGUUAACCCGCUGCAGCUUGUGUGCCUCGCUGGGGCUUUCCCUCGCCUCCGAAGCCUGUCUGCUACGAUCACCCGGAAAGGGGGCGGGGCAGUGGGCCGAGAGACACAGCACCAUCCGGCAUCCCUGGGUGGCCUGUCGGAGCUGCUAUGCGUGGCAGGCCUGGAGAGGCUGGAGCUGCGUGGAGCCCAUGGCUUGGCUCUCCUCCCCUUGACCAUGCCGGCACACAACCUGGCCCAGCGGUGCCAGAAUCUGCGAGCACUGUCUCUGGUGACAGUGCAGAACAUGACCCCAGCUGUGGUGUUCCUUGUCAGCCUCCUGCAUGGCCUAGAAGAGCUGCACUUGGGUGACUGCAUCAACUGGUCUGAAAUGUCAUUUGUCAACAUUGGGAGGCUGAAGCAACUUCGGCGGCUGACACUGGAGCGUGGUGAAGACAACGAUGGUUUCCGAUCGAUGCUGCUGAGGUUGGACAAGCUGCAAAGGCUAGAUCUCAAGCGGUGGACGCUUCGUAACAGCCUUGCGGAUACGCUGUGCAAAAUGAGUGAGCUGCGUCAUCUACUGUUCUGGCCUUUGACCAGUGGUCUGACUGUGAAAACAAACAGGAAUAUCUUGCGUUCGUGCCUGGCAAGCGGCCCCAGGCUGAAGCGGAUAACAUGGGUUGUGAGCUGCAAGAAGCUGGGGGCUCCGAUCAGCAUUCAGCAGGUGGCACUGGACAUGAACUUGGCCUUUGAGUCGGGAACCCUGUGCGAAUGUCCGCCACUUGUCGCUGCCUCCUGCUAUGCCUCUGUUCCGGAGUCUGCUGCCAACGACAUCUCAAGAGGUCUGAGCCCCCGAGCUCGAAAGAGCACACUCGAUUUGGACAGCAGGGAAGUUAGCAGUGCCCCAUCUGUACAAAGCCCCACUGGUGACAUCUCUCUUUCCUGUCGCAAAUCUGUCAAACCUCGAUGUGUCGGUGGUGCUAGUCCUCUUCACUCGACAGAGACUGCGAGUAAUUCUUCUAUGUCAUCUGAACAACUGCAUUUAAAGAGCACCACCCUGCCCGUGGCACCCUGCUGUGCACUUGCAAAAACACUGCUCGAAGUGUGGAGGCCAAGCAUGCACCAGACGUGGUACAUGACACCGCGACAGUUGUGCCAGGGGCUUAAGCACUGCCUCGGACCAAACAGAGAUGUUUGCGUCUGUGUUCGCAUCGAGUAACGAACAGUGAGUCGGUGAUGUGUGCUGGUAUCGCACUGUUGUAAACACAGUUUGAAACUUCUUUAAUGAUCACGAUCAUUAUCCUUGCCUUGCGACUAUUUGAUGGAGCUAAGUGCAUUUGCUAUUUCUUCUCUCAUAAAGUCAAAAUGUUACUGUUUUGUGCUGCUUUGUAGCACAGCAGUGCUACAACCCCAUUGCUCACAAGUGCUACGAUUUUGUCUUUUCUUUCAAAACGCAAGCCGUGAACAUCAUACUUUGCAGCUUCAGUAUGUUUGUGUCUCAUAUAAUAUGUGGGCCAUGAAAAAAAAAAAACGUAGCGCAGGCUGCAUUCACGAUCUGAGACAAUGAAGAUGACGCAUGUGCACUAACCAUCAACAGUAUUUUAUCACCAACAACCCAUGUUUGUACAACCAAGUCACUGCCAUGGGACGUAUGCAAAUCACUUCAGGAAAGCUGAUUCCUUAUUGGAAAGAUGCUCAGAGGUGAUUCUCACAUGACCAGAGCACAAUCACAAUACUUUCUCUUACAUAUGCUCUGAUAAACACACGAAACGUUAAACGAAACACACGAAAAGAAAUGAAAGCAGGUGCUUCUGUUUGUUUUCCUUAGCAUCAAUUUAUCUCACCAACUAGCUCAACCGAUAAAAGUACAGUUGAUCAAAGUUGUGCUCUGGUUGUGUGAGGAUUCUUCUGAAAAGAAGCAGUCUUUGCCGAGGUGUUUCGUGUAUGCCAUGUGGCAAUGACAACGUUGCAGAGGUGGCACAAUUAUUUUUUUUAGUACUCGUACGUUGUCAUCCUUCCGUUUGUCCCCGUGGCAUGAUUGUCUAAAAAGUGCUGUAAGAACAAGCCAUAGCAUCCACACAAUAACACAACAGGUCAGGUAAAUCAAAAUGAUUGCCACUGUAUUUUGCUCUCAAUGUGGAGGGAUUGAAAUGCUACACUCUGCCUCAAAGCUGCUCUGCUCAUGGCUAUAUUUUUUGUAUUCUUAUGGCAUCAAAUUUUUUUUAGAAAGUGUUCAGCUGUUAUUUUUUUUUCUUUUUUUGCACUACUGAUAUAAACCAUCUAAAAAGUUACAGCUGUGAAUUAGUUCAUUGAUGAUGUGCAAUUGUUCUAUGACAACCUCAAAUGAGGAACUAUAAUAUGAAGUUCCAUUAAAUCGUAUCAGUCUUCUCAUUGUUAUUGCUGUGACUGUAAAAAAUGGCUACAUUAGUUAAUGACUGCUAGUCUUAUAUUAAUUGUAUUAUUGUAGUCAGAGCUCUGAAGUUGGGCUGCAUCAUAGUAUACGGCACAUGGAUGGCUGUGACAUUCUGUGUAAAAUAUCAUGCAAGACGAGGCAAUUAACUGUGAAGGAUGAAGUUACUUUUUUCAUAUUGAGUGAGCAUUUCACAUACAUAUAUGCCUGGCAAAGUGUGUGCUUUCUUAUGACUAGGCGCCUGUGUAUUGACAUUUGUGCCAAUGUUUGUGUGCAAGAACAGCUUUGUAAAGAAUUGCAUAGCUUUCUUUUUUUUCAGCCUUGACAUGUUCCCGUUCGUCUUGUUAGUCACUGAGACAGUAUAGAGCACAUUCAUUACGACAGAUGUUCGUACCGUUAAAGAAGCCUCAAGUGGACUUUUCUUGCCUUUUUUUUUUUCAAAAUUCAUUUACGUUUCAUACUGAGCACUAUACGCAAUUCUUUUGGUGAAUGUGUUUUAACUUGCUUAGAUGCAGUAAAAUUGAAAACUGAGCGAGUUCGUCCUUAAUGAAAUGGUGAGAAACACAAAGAUGAAAAAAAGAAGGUAUGACAGAAAUUACAUUUUUUGUAAUUGUGAAUUUCUCUUUUCUGUGCCAUGUCGUUGCGUACAAAAGCAAAGAACAUGUGCCAUUUUCUGUAUUGUUUGUGCACUUCAAAUAAAAUGUGCUUUGAGGGUGCCUUUGAACUUCAAGCUGCAAAUCUCAUUUGAUUUAUUUGAAUAUAUUCAAAAGCACAGCUUUCAACACUACAUUAUUUAUAAAUAAUGUAGUGUUGAAAGCUGUGCUUCAUCCAAGUGGAAUUUUGCCGCAUUUGAUACCAGUGUCACAUGUACACUUCUGAUCGCUAUCGGGGCCUCUGAUUUCUUGAUCGCGAUCAACAAUGGUUGCUGCUGCAUGGCCCAAUGAUCCGGAUCGAGUUAUCGUCUGAAACUCGGAACAUAAUGCCUUGGCUACAAAUGCAGAUUUGCAAAAUGAGGUUAAAUUUGGACAAUACUUGAAUUUCGUAGUGUACUAUUGCCAAUAAAAAGGUUUUUUAAAUGUU